UAUUUAUCGUACCGCUGAAUGUUAUAUUGAACACCUCAUAAUAAUUUUGCGAAAAACUAGCACAUUAAUCGUACUUUCGUCAAAGUAGCAAUGUAAAUGUUUGUCAGACGAGUUUUAAAGCCGCUCCGGUAAAUUGUGUAACCUUCACUGACAACCGAACCGGGAAUAGGAUUCAAGAUCACAGAAAGUUUCGGCGAUAUGUUUGCACUGACUAAAGACUUUAGGGUUUACUCAGAAAUGACAGAAGUUCUGCGGAGAAUACACAGCGGCAUCCUAAAAGUGGCGUUGUUCCCUAGCACGUUUGGGAAUAAAGCGCUUCGUCCUGCCGCCUCUGAAGUAUUAACAUGUCACCUCACACAGCGCGCGCUCCCGCCCUGGACUUCGUUCUGCGUGCGCUACCGUGACGUCAUCAAUGACCAGUUCGGUCUGUCCAACUUCAACUGGCAGGUGCAGGGAGCGAACUACCACAUCCUUAGGACUGGUGCUUUCCCUUUCAUCAAAUACCACUGCACCAAAGCCCCUCCACAGAACCUGGAGUUUGAAAAUAUGUUUUUUGGUGCAUUGAAAGUCAUCAAUCUUGGUAUCCCAUGCUUGGCAUAUGGCUUGGGCUCAUGGAUGGUAGUUGGUGUGACAGAGAAAGUUCAGACAUCUGCAGGACCUGUUACCGUUUACUUUGCGUACAAGGAGGUGGAGGGCGCUCAGUUCUAACAUCAGAGACACAAGGAGUAUUUGAAGGACUCGAGUGUCACAGGCCAAUAUUUGUCAUACAGAAUCUCUAAAAAUGUAUGCAAAUGGCCUGGAAUGAACAAAUGCACUUUUGCACAUAUAUGAUAAUAAAAUAAAAUUAUUAAUUUUCAA
This is a messenger RNA of Ctenopharyngodon idella (grass carp), 858 nucleotides long. RefSeq names its product chromosome 18 C15orf61 homolog (gene c18h15orf61). NCBI's taxonomy places the organism in Eukaryota, Metazoa, Chordata, Actinopteri, Cypriniformes, Xenocyprididae. Bases 199 to 708 code for a protein of 169 amino acids. The record is from RefSeq and is a predicted model, not a curated record. The transcript is spliced from 3 exons.